Molecule: messenger RNA, 2294 nt
Organism: Panthera uncia (snow leopard)
Lineage: Eukaryota; Metazoa; Chordata; Mammalia; Carnivora; Felidae
Gene: SH2D3A
Product: SH2 domain containing 3A
Exons: 9
Coding region: 193-1965 (590 amino acids)
Biological process (GO): positive regulation of peptidyl-serine phosphorylation; small GTPase-mediated signal transduction
Molecular function (GO): guanyl-nucleotide exchange factor activity; phosphotyrosine residue binding
Source: RefSeq, a predicted model, not a curated record
UCCCGCCGGGCGCGGCCGGAGAAGGUUGGGCCCGCUGGGGCGGGGAGGGAGGGGCCCGGAGCCGCAGAGCUUUAGGCUUCGCCCCGGCCCCAGCCUCUCGCCAGCUCCGCGGGUCCCGGCCCAGAUGUGGAAGACUGAGGACUGUUGCAAGCACAGAGUUCAGCCCUUGUACCCUCUGCCCCCAAGAGCUCCAUGCAGGUGCCACAGGAUGGAGAAGACUUCGCCAGCCAGCCCUGGUACCACGGCCCCCUGUCCCGUCAGAAGGCUGAGGCCCUCCUUCAGCAAGAUGGAGACUUCUUGGUUCGUGCCUCCGGGUCCCGUGGGGGCCACCCAGUGAUCUCCUGCCGCUGGCAGGGCUCAGCCCUGCACUUUGAGGUGCUCCGUGUGGCCCUGCGUCCCCGACCAGGCCGACCCACAGCCCUCUUUCAGCUGGAGGAUGAGCGUUUCCCAAGCCUGACCUCCCUGGUUCUCAGCUAUGUGACCGGGCAACGUCCGCUCUCCCAGGCCACCGGGGCUGUGGCCUCCAGGCCCGUGAUACGGCAAGGACCUAUUCGACGCAGCUUUAGUGAGGACACCCUCCGAGGCAGCCCAGCUCUGACAGAGUUGCCCAGGACUAGAAAGUGGAGUGACAGUCAGCCUGCAGGGUUGGAGCACAUGGGGCGGUCAAGAGAAGAUCACUGUGGACCAGAAGCCUCAGCCAUGCCCACGUGUGCCCUCCCUCGGAUGGGUAGUGACCCUGUGUUGCUAAAGACCCCAGCUCCCCUGGGGUCCGUUGCUGACAGCCUCAGGGCCUCCGAUGGGCAGCUUCAUGCCAAGGCACCAACCAAGCCACCUCGAACACCCUCGCUGGUGCUGCGUGAUGCGUCUGGACGCCCCCCAACGUACUGUGAGCUGGUGCCCCGAGUGCCCGGUGCCCAAGGAACACCCCCUGGCCACAGCAGCCCGGAGACAGAGGCCCCAUGGUGGGAAGCUGAAGAGGAAGAGGAGGAAGAGAGUAGAAGUUUUGCAAGACCACAGGCUGAGGUCUCUUUCUGCCCCUCUAACAACCCCUCCUGCCUGCUGGGCCCCCAGAAUCGGCCCCUGGAACCCAGAGUCCUGAGUACUCUCCGUGGCCUGUUCCUGGAGCACCAUCCUGGGAGCACUGCCCUCCACCUAUUAUUGGCGGACUGUCAGGCUACAGGACUUCUGGGAGUGACCAAGGCUCAGCGGGGUGCCAUGGGGGUUGCCUCUGGCCUGGAGCUGCUCACGCUUCCCCAUGGGCAUCGCUUGAGGUUGGAACUUCUGGAGAGACAUGAGGCGCUGGCCCUGGCUGGGGCUCUGGCUGUGCUGGGCUGCGCAGGCCCGCUGGAGGAGCGCGCGGCCACCCUUCGGGGCCUGGUGGAGUUGGCACUGGCCCUGGGGCCAGGGGCGGCGGGGGACCUGCCUGGACUGGCCGCGGUCAUGGGCGCCCUGCUCAUGCCCCAGGUGUCCCGGUUGGAACGCACGUGGCGCCAGCUCAGAAGGAGCCACACAGAGGCCGCGCUGGCCUUCGAGCAGGAGCUGAAGCCUCUGAUGCGGGCGCUGGAUGAGGGCGCCGGACCCUGCGACCCCGGCGAGGUGGCGCUGCCGCACGUGGUGCCCGCGGUGCGCCUGCUGGAGGGCGAGGAACUCCCGGGGCCGCUAGACGAAAGCUGCGAGCGGCUGCUGCGUACCCUGCACCGGGCGCGUCAGAUGGCUCAGGACGCGCCCAAGUUCCGCGAAGCGGCGGCCCGGCGCCUGCGAGGUGAGCUCCCCCUCUGUUCCCGGCUGCCAGCGCGUCCGGACUUUCCGAGCACCCCGCAUGCUCUGACUGCGUGCCCCAGAACCCACCCGGCCAGGGACCAGAGCCUUCCGCCACGCCUCCCGGAGUCCCACCCAGACCGGGCCGACCCGGCCCCCAGGGAGUUCUCGCCCCAAGGCCUCGCGCGUCCGAGCCAACAGUGUUGACAGGAAAUUGCUGUCCACCCCAAGAGAGGCCCCGGAGCCACGUCCACGGAGUCCCAGUCCCCGGCUCCCACCUGAGAUGGCCCUGCCCCCAGAGGAUCUCGAUCCCCCCAAUAAUGCCUAGCCCUCUCCAAAAUGAGUCAUUUCCUUCGGUCUGGUAGAACAGCACCCCCACUGCGCUCAGAGCAGUUCCUCCUGUGCUGGGGGAGGCCCAGCCUCCAGAAUCCCCACCUGAGUUACUCCCGCUUUCCCUGGCCGCCUUAGCUCUCUUCUCUCCAAAAAGGCUCAACCUCCCCCAAAAUGUGCCGUGCUGGGUGGCCCAGACUCCAAAU